AUGAACUCGAACUCAACUGACUACAAGUCCAAUUUGUCAAUGGUGCAAACUAUCAAGGGAUACUUGGACUCGGGUGUAGGUCGUAUCGAUCAGAUUGUGGAAUUGUUGACUUCAUUAUGGUUUAAUUUAGAAGCUGGUAGAUUGCAACUCAACCAAAAGAACUUGCAUGUGUUGCUUAUUCAAACCUUGUUCCACAAGAAUGUGCUUGACUACUCCAAGGAGAACGAAGAAGUCAGUGAAUUGCUUGUCAAAUUCAGUGAGUCGGUUAUUGCUAAUGGGAUCACUAGAAGAAGUUUACUUCCAGAAUUAACCAAGUGUAUUUUGAACUAUGAACAAGAGUUGGAUUGGUUAGUUCCUGUGUUGAUUGAUGCUUUCUUGGUAUAUCAAUUGAGAAACAAUAGCUUCCGUCUUGAAUCGAUAAUUUCUAGAAUAUACGAUGAACAAAUCAGUUUGACCAAGUCUGACAUAUAUGCUGACACUUAUGGUGAUGAGGAAAUCUCUGCUAGAGUCAACUUGAUGGCUAUUUUCAACAGCAUUAAGAAAUUAUUCAAUAUUGUUAAUAAUGUUGAUUCUAUAGAAACCUGGAAUCGAAUUCAAUUAUGGACAAUCGUCCUAUCCAUAGUUGACAAAGUCAGUAUCGACUACAAGUUGAUUCUCAACAUGAUUGAAACCGACAAGAGUCCAAUGAUUAGAGUGUACCUUGAAUGGAUCUUAUCUUAUAAACUUCUCACUGACAAGAAUGAACAAAUUGUCAAUCAAAUGUUUGACACCUUGGCAAGCAAUACCAUCACACCAACCAUUGUCAUUUCCUAUGAGAAGAUCCUCUACCUUAUGAUUAAGCAAGCGCCUACUGUUGAACAAGUGACUAAAUUGCUUAACAUCAUCAUUCCUGGGUCGACUUCAAACAAGGCAUUGACAAGACACUUUUCCUUGAGUUUAAUCAUGUCCAUUCAUAGCAACGACAAGAUAAUGAGCAUACUUUCGCAGGAUAUGUUGCACGUUGUUGAUAGUAUUUAUAGCAAUACUAUGAAAUCAGACAGUAUCAAUGAUCACAAGACUGGUGAUGCUUUAUUAUGGGAUAUUACUGAGUUCACCUUGUGUAAUUUGUCAGGAGGGUUGAUCUAUAGAUUGUACAACCGUGAUGAUGUUGAUUAUAUCUUGCCUAGCCAAUACCAAAGAUAUUUAUCUGAGGAACAUGUUAAGAAGUUGAACCAUCCAAUUGGAGAUGUUAUCCAAGAGAAACAAGCUCAGGUAGGUAAGAAAGUCAGUAAGGCACUUACUGGAAACCCACUUCAGACCAAGUCAGGUGCAUGGACUACCAUUAUGGAUAUCGACGAAGGAAGACAAGACAUUGUCCGAAGCGACUUGAUUGUGGUGUCUUCACUCGUGGAUAAACCACCUAACUUGGGUGGGAUCUGUAGAUUGUGUGAUGUCUUGGGAGCAGGUACACUCACACUUAAUGAUAUGACUGUUACUCAACACCCGCAAUUCAAGAACGUUGCUGUCACCGCUGAUCAUUGGAUGCCGAUGAUUGAAGUUAAGAUGGAAGAGAUUAAGGAUUAUUUGAUCGCAAAGAAGAAGGAAGGAUAUACCCUUAUUGGGUUGGAACAAACUACUGAGUCUGUGGAACUUAAUAACAAGUUAGAGUUCCCUAAGAAGUCGUUGAUCUUGUUGGGUAAGGAAAGAGAAGGUAUUCCGGGAGAUUUAUUGAGUGAGUUGGACUUUUGUGUCGAGAUUAAGCAAGUUGGUGUUAUCAGAUCCAUGAAUAUCCAAACUGCUACUGCUAUUAUUGUGCAUGCUUACUCAUCCCAGCACUGUUAA
Messenger RNA from Spathaspora passalidarum NRRL Y-27907, 1821 nucleotides. Its product is annotated as tRNA (guanosine(18)-2'-O)-methyltransferase. Gene Ontology annotation, biological process: tRNA methylation. Gene Ontology annotation, molecular function: tRNA (guanine) methyltransferase activity; RNA binding. Lineage: Eukaryota; Fungi; Ascomycota; Pichiomycetes; Serinales; Debaryomycetaceae. Bases 1 to 1821 code for a protein of 606 amino acids. The transcript has 2 exons. The record is from RefSeq and is a predicted model, not a curated record.